This is a messenger RNA of Brugia pahangi, 1098 nucleotides long. The record is from the annotation of a GenBank genome assembly. Lineage: Eukaryota; Metazoa; Nematoda; Chromadorea; Rhabditida; Onchocercidae.
AUGCCACAACAAUUAUCAAUGGCACAAGGAACACCACGUAAAUUUGCGGAAAAAAUUGCAAUAAUGGAAAGGAAGCAAAAUGAAGAUCAAGAAGUGUUUACCUCAGUUAUGCGUGACGUACGUGCAAUUACGAGUAAUUGUACCGCUUCACCACCUGUUUGCUCUAGUCCACAAGCACUUGCACCACCAAUAAAUUGGAAUCGUUCCGGUGGUUCAUUACCAAAUGUACAUGAAAUGGUACAACAGCAACCGGACAUUCAUCAUUGGUCAUAUUUGCAUGACUCAUCACAAUUGAAUCAAUCAAAUCAUUUACGUGGUCGUUCACCAAUUACAACAACAACAACAACAACACACUAUCAUCCGUAUAAAUUAUUCAAACAACAUGAACGUUAUUUACCAAUUGAUCAACUGGAUUAUCAACAUUUGCAUUGUUCAGCAAGUAAUCAUUUACAACCACCAGAUAUGUUAUGGCCAAAAGCUCGUAGUGAUCCGACAAUUUUCAUGAAUUUAUAUCAACAACAAGAACGAUUAGAAAAUUUUAACAUACAAGAUUUGACGUUAUUAUCAUCCAAUCAAUCAUUAUCACCAUUAUCAUUUCAUCCUACAACCGACUCAUUUAAUGGUACAUUACAACAAAAAAUUAUCAAUGAUAGUAAGGAAAUUACAAUUGGUUCAUCAUUACCUGAUAUACCAACACCAAUUGCAACAAUACAAUCAUGUCCAUAUCAUUAUCAUUAUCAUCAUUAUCAUCAUCUUCAUCAUCUUCAUCAUCAUCAUCAUCAAACAAUAACACAACGACAUAAUACAAGUUUAUGUCAAACUUUAGCUACACCACCAUCAUCAUCCGAAUCACAAUCAGCGCCAACAAGUCCAGCGCAAAGUGUUGAAUUACCAGUACCAACAGCAUGGCCACAGCGUAAUUAUUCAAAUAGUCCUGAAUCACGUGAAAUACCAAAUAUUGUUCUCACGGGUACCGAUGGUGAAUUGGAUUGCUUUGAGGAUUUGCAAGAUCUACAUUUAGAUGCUAAUGAACUACAACAAUUGCUAAGUAGCAAUGAACAGGUUGAUCCAACAGGUGAAACACAACUUCUUCAAUAA